AUGACCAUGAAAUCUUCAUCAUUGUCCAAGCCAUUGGUCUCCUUGUUCUUCCUUCUCCUGCUGAAGCUCGCCGGUCGUCGGCACCACCGUGCCAGGAUGGCAGUGACGACGAAGCCGAGCCCGCCGCCGCCGCCACUGCUGACGCUGGACAUGCUACAUGGCCAGACCCUAGUGGUCGACGUGGAGGCGUGGAUCCUGCGCCCGCCGGUGUCCGCCUUCCCGUACUUCAUGCUCGUCGCCGUCGAGGCCGGCGGCUUCCUCCGGGGCCUUCUCCUGCUGCUGCUCUACCCGCUGAUGUCCUCCUCCCCGGCGACGGCGCGCGGGCUAGGGCCAUGGCCACGGUCGCUCUCGAGGGUGAUGGUGGACGGGUUCUUGAAGGAGUACGUCGGCGUGGACGCUGUCGUGGGGCCUGAGGUGAGGUCGGUCGGUGGGGUCCUCGCGGGGCUGAUGGACGAGGAGGACGCAGCCGAGAUGGCAGCCAAGACGCUCCGGGCGCUGUUUAGCGACGAGUUGGAGGUGGCCGGAAAGAAGGGCGCCGUGGGGCUCGUCGGACCGGCGAGCAGCGGUAGGGUGCACUGCCUUUUCUCUCCUUACUACUGCAAGGAAACUUUCGCUGUGAGCGAGGCCGACACGCGGGGAUGGCGACCGCUGCCGCGGGACAAGUACCCGAGGCCCCUCGUCUUCCACGACGGCCGCCUCGCCUUCGCGCCCAUGCCGCCGGCCGCGCUCGCCAUGUACACCUUCCUCCCGUUUGGCAUCGCGCUCGUCGUCUUCCGCACCAUCGCCUUCUCCUUCCUCCCGUACCGCGUCUGCUUCCCCGUCGGCGCGCUCACCGGCAUGCACUACCGCCUCGUGGCCGGCCACGUGCCCACCGUGCGCCAAGGCCGCGGCGAAGGCGGCGGCGGGCGACUGUACGUGUGCAACCACCGCACGCUGCUGGACCCCAUCAUCGUCGCCGCGGCGCUGGGGAAGCCGGUGACCGCGGUGACGUACAGCCUGAGCCCGGUGUCGGAGCUGAUCGCGCCGAUCCGCACGGCGCGCCUGACGCGGGACCGCGAGAAGGACCAGCGCAACAUGGCGGCGGUGCUGGCGCGCGGCGACCUGGUGGUGUGCCCCGAGGGGACCACGUGCCGGGAGGAGUACCUGCUCCGGCUCAGCCCGCUCUUCGCCGAGCUCGGCGUCGACGUGAACCCCGUGGCGCUGGACACGCGCGUCGGCAUGUUCUACGGCACGUCCACCAAACCGGGGGCUAAGUGGAUGGACCCAUUCUACUUCAUGAUGAACCCGCGGCCGGCGUACCGCGUGGAGUUCCUGCCGCGCGCCGCCACAACGCCGGCGGACAACGGCGGCCGCGGCGACAGCAUCGACGUGGCGAACCGGGUGCAGCGCGAGCUCGGCGAGGCGCUGGGGUUCGAGCUCACCGGGCUGACCCGGAAAGACAAGUACAUGACGCUCGCCGGCAAUGAAGGCGUCGUGCCGACCGCGCCCAAAAAGCACUGA
Messenger RNA from Miscanthus lutarioriparius, 1500 nucleotides. Lineage: Eukaryota; Viridiplantae; Streptophyta; Magnoliopsida; Poales; Poaceae. The record is from the annotation of a GenBank genome assembly.